AUGAUGGCGGCAAAUGAUCAAUGGCUCUACCGUGGAGAAGGGAAUAUAAAUAUAGUUCUCGCUGAUACAAAGGAAAAGAAUGUCUAUCGUUUUGUAAAAACUAAAAUCAAACCAGAAAAAUAUCUUGAAGAUAAUAAUGUCAGAGCUGAUGAAAUUCGGUUUAAAUUACAAAAAAUUGUUGAUUAUGUGAAAGAAGUCAUGAAGCCUUUAUUGUCCUCAUCAUAUGUCAUUGCCCCAUUGCUUGAAGAAAUCCCUUCUGGUUUUGCUGAGACACUUAAUGAAGCAGUAAAGGAAGCCAGACCUGCACACCGUAAAGGCAAAGAUAUUGAUUUUGCAGCCCGAUCAGCAUUAGUAUUGCCAGAUUUUUGCUAUGUAUUCAAGCCCAACUGCCUUUCUAUUCCCCAAUCUCUCUUAUCUGUUCGAUGUCAAUCUACAAUCAGUAUUGAAAUUAAACCCAAAACUGGAUUUUUGCCAACUUCCAAGCACAUAAAACACCCAAUUAAGUUAAAAGUCUGCAAAUUUUGUAUGAGUUCUCGGUUAAAGGGCAAACGUAUGUGGUUAAAGCCGAGUAGUUAUUGUCCUCUUGAUCUUUUCUCAGGAAAACGGUCUCGUGUACGUCAUGCAAUUCAUGCACUCCUUGAUACACCACAGAAUAAUUUAAAAAUAUGUAAGGAUGGAGAAGAAGUUUAUAGUGAAUAUGUAAAAGAAGAUCUUAUAAAAGUGUUGGAAAAUUUUUUGGGUAAACAAGCACAUACAGAUGAAAAUGCAAAUAAGAAAAACAGUAUAGAUGUAUUCAUUGACCUUGUGGUGGAUGCUUUGCACUGCCCAAUGAACUCUUGGUCACCUGUACAAAAUGGGCCCAACAAAGGGCGGGAUCAGAACCAACACUGUUCAAAUAGUAGCUAUGUUGAAACUACAAAAAAUGAGAAAUUUAAUUUUCCCUCUGGUUGUAUCCUUGAAAAAAUUCUCUCUGUCCAAUAUUUAGACGAUUUGGAUAUUGAAGGAAUUUACCCUCUUUAUGAACAAUUACAAAAUCACUUCCUGAAAUGUCCACAAGAUAGGCAGAAAUUUUGCAUGGAUGGUCCUUACAAGGGAGAUGCUUGGUGUGUUGUGUCCAAUAACAAUAAUAUUGAAUCUGCAAAUAAGAAUGACAUACUUUAUGCCAUGAUCAAGGUCAAACAAUUUCUUGUUGCACAAACUGUAAAAGACUGUUCAAUAAUUUUGGCUAUGCAAAGACAAGAUGAGAGACCUGAGAAAUCAGCUGAGCCUUACUUGGUUGAUAGUUUUGGCCAUUAUUACAAGCACUCAUUGGCUAUCAUUGAUCUGGACCCAAAACCUUUUGACAAAAUUCCGCUUUAUCAAAAACAUGAUGCUGCAAUGAUCAGUACAUGUCAAAAAUUACAGUUCCCUGCUUCUUAA
Acanthosepion pharaonis is the source of this 1419-nucleotide messenger RNA. The record is from the annotation of a GenBank genome assembly. Lineage: Eukaryota; Metazoa; Mollusca; Cephalopoda; Sepiida; Sepiidae.